Messenger RNA from Ostrinia furnacalis (Asian corn borer), 1744 nucleotides. RefSeq lists its product as uncharacterized. The transcript is spliced from 11 exons. Gene Ontology annotation, molecular function: protein binding. The coding region runs from base 49 to 1683 and encodes 544 amino acids. NCBI's taxonomy places the organism in Eukaryota, Metazoa, Arthropoda, Insecta, Lepidoptera, Crambidae. The record is from RefSeq and is a predicted model, not a curated record.
CAAUCAAUAAACUAGGCAUCAAACUUUGUACUUGUUGAUAAUUUUAUUAUGCCACUUUUAACAAUGAUAACGUUUUCUGAGCUGACAAAGCAAGUUCAUUUAAUCAAUGAUUUGAUUUUAUCCGAUAUGAUUUGCGAAAACCAAAACCACACCGCCGAAGAGACGGUGGGAUUCAGCCGCCAUUUGCUCUCCACCAAGCACUGGUUUGCUAGGAUCUCUUGGUCCAACAAGAAGCGGUAUCUCCUGGCGUUGCUGGAUGACGUCCGGAGCGCUUGGACCCUGUCGCUUCUGCUGAAGUCCAUGUGGAACUGUCGGCCUAAGGACGCUGUUCUGUCGGCAAGCGAGCCGGAAGUGUGGAGCAGCUACGACCAAGUGCCGACAGACCACAACAGAACCGCGCAGCCUGUACCGACUCUUGCGCAGGUCAUGAAGAACGACCGCAUUUGGUUUCUGUCUUUAGAACCAGACUUGCAAGCGCUACUUCUAUCGGAGCUUCUAACAGUGGCUGGUGGGCCGGUGAUGUGGGAGGUGACGCGGAGGGCGCAGGCCGCGUAUCAGCGGUACAGAGAUGAGCAGCUGCAUAACCUGCAGGAUAGCGUAGUGUUGGAGCCCCCGCCUGUCGGAGCGCCGCCACAGCAGUCACCUGAGAAGAACAAAAAAGAGUCGCCUCAGCCCCAGCGUCGCAAGAGUUCAGGCAGUUCACAUUCUCCUGAUUGGGUGAAGCCUCCUCCACCACCGGGGCAGGCACAAAAAGAGUUGGAAGCCAACUUGGCCGUCUGGAAUGCUACCAUCAAAUCUUUGCGAGAUAGCGUCAAGUUAGAGGAGAUAGAAAUGACGUUCAAUGAUGGAUCCAAGAAGAAAGUGUGGAAGGUCAAUCGCCCGAAGCCUGAAGUGGUUGAAACUGUUGAUUUUGUCCAGCUCCUACCCUCAGCAGUGGGCAAGCGUAUCAUAUCGUACCUCCCGCGUGCACAGCUGGGUGACUAUGCCCGUGUGAACAAGUACUGGGCAUACUUGGUGGACGACUUCCGAGCAGAACUUACGGCGAGGCAGAAAAUUGACACUGAUUUGGAUAAAUUACAGGAGCUGAUGCUUCGUCACGACACAAGUAUGGACGUCAUAGCUCAAAUAGACUUCCAGAACAUAGCGCCCAGUUCCCAGGGCAUCAUGAGCGCCGCGCCUUCAGGCCGCAAGGCGUUUCAGCCGAGCGUGAGAGCGAGCGAGAGGUCCGCUGGAGCGGUCUCUUUCAGGCACAUGCUGGACGGCAAACUAACUAAACCAGUUGUGGCGCAGAAACCGUUACGCAAGCUGGCUGAACUCACCGACCGCCUGGAAAAUCGCGGUGCUGCUGACGAGAACCUUUGGCUUUGGUGCGAGAACAUCAACAAACAUGUCAAAAGACCAGAGAAGCAAAAGAACAGCGACUACCAAGAAGGAGUAUUGCCGUUAGGAAACCUACACUUCCCGUGCCCCCUGAUGAAGAUUAAAAUGGAUGUGCCCUUGAAAACACCGCUUUGUAGAGAUCCAGCUAUUGGAAAGUCCUCGAAGCCGAAGCGAGAGAUAUCCAAUGCAACCAUGAUGAAUGUGCCGAGACAACCAGGUAUCAAGCGAUACAGUCUCUGGACGAAAGACUUUUCCAAACUUUAUCCUGUUUUCAAAAUUCCUUCACAUCAGUCACCAGUUUAAAGUGAAUUUUGUUUAUACAUACUAUGAACAUCGAUGAUUUUAAUGAAUGGUAUUUGCGGCC